Musa acuminata AAA Group (dessert banana) is the source of this 613-nucleotide messenger RNA. RefSeq names its product DNA-directed RNA polymerases II, IV and V subunit 9A-like. The record is from RefSeq and is a predicted model, not a curated record. Gene Ontology annotation, cellular component: RNA polymerase II, core complex. The transcript has 4 exons. Gene Ontology annotation, molecular function: DNA-directed RNA polymerase activity; zinc ion binding; nucleic acid binding. The coding region runs from base 22 to 366 and encodes 114 amino acids. Lineage: Eukaryota; Viridiplantae; Streptophyta; Magnoliopsida; Zingiberales; Musaceae. Gene Ontology annotation, biological process: maintenance of transcriptional fidelity during transcription elongation by RNA polymerase II; transcription initiation at RNA polymerase II promoter; transcription-coupled nucleotide-excision repair.
CGAAUUGGAUCAGCGGCAGAGAUGAGCGUGAUGAAGUUCUGCCGCGAAUGCAACAAUGUUCUGUAUCCGAAGGAGGACAGGGAGCAAAGGAUCCUCCUCUUCGCCUGCCGGAACUGCGAUCACCAGGAGGUUGCCGAUGACUGUGUCGCCUAUAGAAUGGAGAUAAAUCAUUCUGUUGGUGAACGCUCUCAAGUGCUACAGGAUGUAGCAGCUGAUCCAGCUCUCCCUCGCACAAGGAAUGUCAGAUGCGCAAAUUGCAAUCACCCAGAAGCUGUAUUCUUUCAGGCACCAUCAAAGGCGGAGGUGGGCAUGGCACUGUUCUUCAUUUGCUGCAACCCAAACUGCGGGCAUAGGUGGAGAGAUUGAUGAGGUCGAAACCAACCUGCCAUUACUGCUUGUGCUAACUCAACCCCAGAUUGGAUAAUUGGAUCAAAUUCGCUAUCCUAUUCUGGUUUGCAUAUGAGGUUUUCUUCUGAACAUGCAUCUACUAGGACAUAGAAACUUGGAUGGUUUUACUACUGCUCAAAGAGUAUAUAUGCAGAACCAGCAUCUGUAGCUGUCUACAUUCUCUUAUCUUGCAUGGGAUGGCCUUUCUGUGCUCUUAGUUUUACCA